Oncorhynchus nerka (sockeye salmon) is the source of this 2737-nucleotide messenger RNA. Its product is annotated as UDP-N-acetylglucosamine transporter-like. Gene Ontology annotation, molecular function: UDP-galactose transmembrane transporter activity. The coding region runs from base 481 to 1638 and encodes 385 amino acids. Gene Ontology annotation, cellular component: Golgi membrane. Gene Ontology annotation, biological process: pyrimidine nucleotide-sugar transmembrane transport. The record is from RefSeq and is a predicted model, not a curated record. The transcript is spliced from 9 exons. NCBI's taxonomy places the organism in Eukaryota, Metazoa, Chordata, Actinopteri, Salmoniformes, Salmonidae.
AUCAGAUACACGUUUAUUUGAAGCACUCAGCAGAAACCCGAAGACUGUUGCACGGGAGCCUGAAUAGAAUUAUAAAUUCCUUUGCAUUGUGUUGAUGUGGCAAGUCACAAUUAGCUUUUUGAAAGUCCUAUAUCUUGAAAGCUUUAUUUCUGAAAUGCAAAACAUUUUGGGACUGUAUCAACAGUGGACUAAUAGUUUUUGAGUGGAUUUUUCCUUUAAGAGCUGUGCCUGCCUGUGAGUGAGCCUAUGGCUGGCCCAGUCAGGAUGCAUAACGUCGACAACUUUUCAGCAAUUUGACCUAGCUCUUGCAACAUUACAGAUGUUCUCCCAUCUGGCUCUCCAGUCACUGAGCGCUAACACAUAGGAAGGAGUGGCAUCCUGCCUCUCCAAGGGGACCCGGCUGAUUUUACCUCCAGGAGCCACAUUGCCUUCUCAGCCGUCCUGCUAUGGUUUGUCUUGUUUUAUUGGUUGGGGAGUGUUAUGAGUUGCUCAGAAAAGGGGUAUGGGUUAGAUCUCUGCAUGCUGAAGCCUAAACCAGGCCUUUCACGCCUGGCCACAUCCCCUGACUCUGUGGAGGCAUCCCACCUCGUUUCCAUGUCAUCGCCCCUUGUCUCCCCAUCCCAGUCACGGCUCAAGUACAUGUCCCUGGGUGUGCUGGUGCUGCAGACCACCUCACUGGUGCUUACCAUGAGGUACUCGCGCACACUGCAAGGCGAGGGGCCCCGCUACCUAGCCUCUUCAGCCGUGGUGUUGGCCGAACUGCUUAAGAUCCUCAUCUGCCUGCUGCUCAUUUUCUAUGACCACAACUUCAGUUUUCUUGUGUUGAAUCGGGUGCUGAAGGAAGAGAUUCUCAACAAGCCCAUGGAGACGUUGAAGCUGGCCAUCCCAUCAGGCAUCUACACACUCCAGAAUAACCUUCUCUAUGUCGCCCUGUCCAACCUGGACGCUGCUACCUACCAGGUAACGUACCAGCUGAAGAUCCUGACCACGGCCCUGUUCUCAGUAUCCAUGCUGGGGAAGAGACUGGGGCUCUACCAGUGGCUGUCCCUGCUCAUCCUCAUGACUGGUAUCGCUCUCGUUCAGUGGCCUUCAGAGUCUCUGGAUGGGCCAGCUCCGACGCCUCUGUCUGCAGGCUCCCAGUUAGUUGGUGUGAUAGCCGUACUGAUAGCCUGCUUCUCCAGUGGCUUCGCUGGAGUCUACUUUGAGAAGAUCCUCAAAGGGACCAAACAGAGUGUGUGGGUCCGCAACAUCCAGCUAGGUUUGUUUGGCCUGGUGUUUGGUCUAAUGGGAGUGUUUGUGUACGACGGAGAGAGAGUGAGGGAGUCCGGAGUGUUCCAAGGCUACAACCCACUCACCUGGACUGUUGUGGCCCUGCAGGCUCUGGGUGGGUUGGUCAUAGCAGCAGUCAUUAAGUAUGCAGACAACAUCCUGAAGGGGUUUGCCACCUCACUCUCCAUCAUCCUGUCAACACUCAUAUCCUACUUCUGGUUGGUGGACUUCGACCCCACCAGUGUGUUCUUCCUAGGAGCAGUGCUGGUCCUUGCUGCCACCUUCCUGUAUGGCUAUGAGGCUGAGGCCUGCCACCAGCCACAGCAGAGUCUAGAUUGGAGACCCACCACCAGCCAUAGCAGAGUUUAGAUUGGAGACCCACCACCUGCCAUAGCAGAGUUUAGACUGGAGACUCACCACCAGCUAUAGCAGAGUUUAGAUUGGAGACCCACCACCUGCCAUAGCAGAGUUUAGAUUGGAGACCCACCACCUGCCAUAGGUUGCUGAGGAGGACGAGCACAACUUCUGAAUAAAGAGUGUAGACAGAAGUAGUCCUGCGAUGUUUAGCGCUCAAAAUAGAUAGGAGUCGCCUGAAACGGAAUGUCUGAGACCGCCAACACAGACUGGGUUUUGUUUGUCCAAUCAAGAUAGAGGGCAACAUCCGACAAUGACUAUUUAGCAUUUACUAAGCUUUUUAUUGAAAUUCAAAGUGAUUUAUGAUGCAUGGGGGUAAAAAUGGUACAACGCUCUCCCCAUAGUGAAUCCAUCAAGUUUGACUCGAACAGGCUCAUGAAUGUGACUUCUUCACAGUUAACACUCUCAUGCAUUUCACGCACGCACGCACACACACACACACACACACACACAGGCCCAUUCAUCGAGCUGAAGCUGUUAUGAUGCCUAUGAAGGGUUAUGCUCACCUUUGAUCCCUCACCUCCUUUCAUCUCAGGGGUGAUCAUGGAAUCACCAAAGCAUGGAAUCAUGGGAAAACAGGGACGUUACAGGUAUCAACAAAAAUGUUUGGAUAAAUCCAAGAAUUCACUGACAACGUUAGUUUGAGAUAAAUAUUCAAUUUUUAUAUAUUUGAUCAUGUUUUUAUGUAUUUGGGGAAUAAGGGAGUAUGAAUGUAUUUUAUGGGUACUGAUGGUCAAUAAGACCAAGGGCAUUCAAAUGAAUUGAAUGCCUCACACGUUACAAAGCCCCUCCUCAUUUGUCUUUGAGUGACAGCUCCACCUAGUGGGAGUGUUGGGCCAUAGCACAUUUACUGCAGAGGGGAGGGGUUGAGACGAAUGAUUAGAGAUGCUGGAUGUCUUUUUAUUGGGGACAAGGAGGAAAAGGAUUAAAGGAAGGAAUGCUUUGAACUUUCUGCUCAUUUCCGGACAUUCAGAUCCAGUUGCUGAUGUUUGUGUGCAUAAAUUGCCUUUCAUGCAACAACAGAAAUUAAUAAUUAAAGAGAUCAAAUGUGAAA